AUGGACACGUGGCAAUCAGGAAUAGGCAACGUCGUCCAGAGGGUCAUGAUACACGGGAAGACAAAGAUGAAACCGGCUAUACCCGGUGAAAGCUUGAAAUCAACGGCUGGUCUUCGUCUAAUAACCCAGAAAGACAACCUUAAAAACUUGAAAGAACAACGUGAGCUCUCCUUUGUGUUCCAUCUCUCUGCUCGCUCUGCUUCUCUCUUCUGCAAUCUCUCUGCUCGCUUCAGGCUUAGCUCUACUCAGCGUUUGAAGGUUGAAGAAGGAAACUAA
This is a messenger RNA of Prunus armeniaca (apricot), 276 nucleotides long. Lineage: Eukaryota; Viridiplantae; Streptophyta; Magnoliopsida; Rosales; Rosaceae. The record is from the annotation of a GenBank genome assembly.